AUGGAGAAAGUCUUCACUUCUUUUCUGUUGUUGUUUCACUUGGUUGUGGCAAGUUCAGCCGUGACUCAUACCAACAUUACCACUGAUCAAUCAGCGCUUCUUUCUUUGAAAUCUCAAAUCAUUUUGGACCCUUUUCACUUAUUGGAUGAAAGUUGGUCUAUAGUUACUUCUGUCUGUCAAUGGGUUGGAGUAACUUGUGGUUCUCGUCACCAGAGAGUAAAGUCAUUGAAUAUCUCCAACAUGGCUCUUACAAGCAGAAUUCCCCCAAAUUUUGGAAAUCUCACAUUUCUUGUAUCUCUUGAUUUAAGCAGCAACAAUUUCUAUGGCAAUUUGCCUCAAGAAAUGGCACGUUUGCGUCGGUUAAGGUUUAUUAGACUUAGUCUUAACAAAUUCAGCAGGGAGGUUCCGUCCUGGUUCGGGGUGUUACACCAACUUCAAGUUCUGGUUCUAGACAAUAAUAGUUUCGAUGGUUCCAUCCCCUUUUUAUUUUCUAACAUUUCCACGCUUCAUGUUUUGGAUUUGACAGGCAAUUCCUUAGAGGGCCAGAUCCCAGAAAAAAUUGGAAAUCUUGAAAAUCUAAGGUUUUUAAGCUUGUAUGGUAACAAGCUUAUAGGUUCUAUCCCUCCGUGUCUCUCAAAUGCCUCAAUGUUGAUGACUUUAUAUCUUUCUCGCAAUUUCCUUAAAGGAAACAUCCCCGAAGAGAUUGGAAAACUUCAAAACCUAAAACUUUUGGCAAUAGAACGUAAUCAACUUACAGGUUCUAUACCAUUCUCGAUCUUCGACAUUUCUGGAAUUUAA
Lycium barbarum (goji berry) is the source of this 798-nucleotide messenger RNA. RefSeq names its product LRR receptor-like serine/threonine-protein kinase RGI5. The coding region runs from base 1 to 798 and encodes 265 amino acids. The transcript has a single exon. The record is from RefSeq and is a predicted model, not a curated record. Lineage: Eukaryota; Viridiplantae; Streptophyta; Magnoliopsida; Solanales; Solanaceae. Gene Ontology annotation, molecular function: protein binding.